Messenger RNA from Knipowitschia caucasica, 2811 nucleotides. Lineage: Eukaryota; Metazoa; Chordata; Actinopteri; Gobiiformes; Gobiidae. The record is from the annotation of a GenBank genome assembly.
AUGGCAGCUCUCACUCCCACAGCUCCAGAGGCUCAGGAGAGGCCCAGCCCCGCCGCCUGGACGUCCCCCCAGACGAGGACUGGCGCCGUCACGAACGACCAGGCCCCUCUCCACGUCUGCCUCAUCCUCAACAUCAGCCACUUCAUCAUCCUCCGCCUCUUCAUCAUCCUCAUCAUCAGCCUCUUCAUCAGCAUCGUCCUCAGCACCAGCCUCAGCCUCUUCAUCAUCUUCUCCCUCUUCAUCAUCCUCAGCCUCAGCGUAGGAGCUCUCUGUGCUCUCUGUGUCGACACCUGCCCUCAGAGCCGAGGAGCUGCUUCUGCUCCUCCUGUGAGCGUCAGCAACAUCCAGGAACUACCUUUGUAUCAGAGAAUCAGAGAGAAGACGCUACACACCAGAGAAGACGCUACACACCAGAGAAGACGCUACACACCAGAGAAGACGCUACACACCAGAGAAGACGCUACACACCAGAGAAGACACUACACACCAGAGAAGACGCUACACACCAGAGAAGACACUACACACCAGAGAAGACGCUACACACCAGAGAAGACGCUACACACCAGAGAAGACACUACACACCAGAGAAGACGCUACACACCAGAGAAGACACUACACACCAGAGAAGACGCUACACACCAGAGAAGACACUACACACCAGAGAAGACACUACACACCAGAGAAGACACUACACACCAGAGAAGACGCUACACACCAGAGAAGACACGAGAGAAAGUCCCAGAGAAAGUUCCAGAGAAAGUCCCAGAGAAAGUUCCAGAGAAAGUUCCAGAGAAAGUUCCAGAGAAAGUUCCAGAGAAAGUUCCAGAGAAAGUUCCAGAGAAAGUUCCAGAGAAAGUUCUAGAGAAAGUUCCAGAGAAAGUUCCUGAGAAAGUUCCUGAGAAAGUUCCAGAGAAAGUUCCAGAGAAAGUUCCUGAGAAAGUUCUAGAGAAAGUUCCAGAGAAAGUUCCAGAGAAAGUUCCAGAGAAAGUUCCAGAGAAAGUUCUAGAGAAAGUUCCAGAGAAAGUUCCUGAGAAAGUUCCUGAGAAAGUUCCUGAGAAAGUUCCUGAGAAAGUUCUAGAGAAAGUUCCUGAGAAAGUUCCAGAGAAAGUUCUAGAGAAAGUUCCAGAGAAAGUUCCAGAGAAAGUUCCAGCGAAAGUUCCAGAGAAAGUUCCAGAGAAAGUUCCAGAGAAAGUUCCAGAGAAAGUUCCAGAGAAAGUUCCAGAGAAAGUUCCAGAGAAAGUUCCAGAGAAAGUUCCAGAGAAAGUUCCAGAGAAAGUUCCAGAGAAAGUUCUAGAGAAAGUUCCAGAGAAAGUUCCUGAGAAAGUUCCUGAGAAAGUUCCUGAGAAAGUUCCUGAGAAAGUUCUAGAGAAAGUUCCUGAGAAAGUUCCAGAGAAAGUUCUAGAGAAAGUUCCAGAGAAAGUUCCAGAGAAAGUUCCAGCGAAAGUUCCAGAGAAAGUUCUAGAGAAAGUUCCAGAGAAAGUUCCAGAGAAAGUUCCAGAGAAAGUUCCAGAGAAAGUUCCAGAGAAAGUUCCAGAGAAAGUUCCAGAGAAAGUUCCAGAGAAAGUUCCAGAGAAAGUUCCAGAGAAAGUUCCAGAGAAAGUUCCAGAGAAAGUUCCAGCGAAAGUUCCAGAGAAAGUUCCAGAGAAAGUUCCAGAGAAAGUUCCAGAGAAAGUUCCAGCGAAAGUUCCAGAGAAAGUUCUAGAGAAAGUUCCAGAGAAAGUUCCUGAGAAAGUUCCUGAGAAAGUUCCAGAGAAAGUUCCAGAGAAAGUUCCAGCGAAAGUUCCAGAGAAAGUUCUAGAGAAAGUUCCAGAGAAAGUUCCAGAGAAAGUUCCAGAGAAAGUUCCAGAGAAAGUUCCAGAGAAAGUUCCAGAGAAAGUUCUAGAGAAAGUUCCAGAGAAAGUUCCUGAGAAAGUUCCUGAGAAAGUUCCAGAGAAAGUUCCAGAGAAAGUUCCUGAGAAAGUUCUAGAGAAAGUUCCAGAGAAAGUUCCAGAGAAAGUUCCAGAGAAAGUUCCAGAGAAAGUUCUAGAGAAAGUUCCAGAGAAAGUUCCUGAGAAAGUUCCUGAGAAAGUUCCUGAGAAAGUUCCUGAGAAAGUUCUAGAGAAAGUUCCUGAGAAAGUUCCAGAGAAAGUUCUAGAGAAAGUUCCAGAGAAAGUUCCAGAGAAAGUUCCAGCGAAAGUUCCAGAGAAAGUUCCAGAGAAAGUUCCAGAGAAAGUUCCAGAGAAAGUUCCAGAGAAAGUUCCAGAGAAAGUUCCAGAGAAAGUUCCAGAGAAAGUUCCAGAGAAAGUUCCAGAGAAAGUUCCAGAGAAAGUUCUAGAGAAAGUUCCAGAGAAAGUUCCUGAGAAAGUUCCUGAGAAAGUUCCUGAGAAAGUUCCUGAGAAAGUUCUAGAGAAAGUUCCUGAGAAAGUUCCAGAGAAAGUUCUAGAGAAAGUUCCAGAGAAAGUUCCAGAGAAAGUUCCAGCGAAAGUUCCAGAGAAAGUUCUAGAGAAAGUUCCAGAGAAAGUUCCAGAGAAAGUUCCAGAGAAAGUUCCAGAGAAAGUUCCAGAGAAAGUUCCAGAGAAAGUUCCAGAGAAAGUUCCAGAGAAAGUUCCAGAGAAAGUUCCAGAGAAAGUUCCAGAGAAAGUUCCAGAGAAAGUUCCAGCGAAAGUUCCAGAGAAAGUUCCAGAGAAAGUUCCAGAGAAAGUUCCAGAGAAAGUUCCAGCGAAAGUUCCAGAGAAAGUUCUAGAGAAAGUUCCAGAGAAAGUUCCAGAGAAAGUUCCAGAGAAAGUUCCAGAGAAAGUUCCAGAGAAAGAGUCCUGUCGCUCAAACCUCUGA